Molecule: messenger RNA, 2565 nt
Organism: Pecten maximus
Lineage: Eukaryota; Metazoa; Mollusca; Bivalvia; Pectinida; Pectinidae
Product: dolichol-phosphate mannosyltransferase subunit 3-like
Exons: 5
Coding region: 126-422 (98 amino acids)
Biological process (GO): GPI anchor biosynthetic process
Cellular component (GO): dolichol-phosphate-mannose synthase complex; endoplasmic reticulum membrane
Source: RefSeq, a predicted model, not a curated record
AGCACACAAAUGACCACGAAUGCGUCGGACCGGAAUGACGCAAAACAACGACGUGGAUUUAGGAUUAGAUUGAAAUCUACUUUCAUUUUAGAUAAUUCCUGAUUGUCACAAAGCUUCAUAUUACAAUGUCAGCGAUACCCAAGCUUUUCCAGUGGCUGUUUGGGGUGGGAUCUUUCCUGGUUGUGUGGCUCAGCCUUGUGCUAAACUAUGUAGAGACAGACUUUUCCAAAUCAUAUGAAGAUGUUAUAUUGUUGCUCCCGUUAUAUUUGUUAAUAGCUUUUGCAUGUGUCUCCAUAGCCAUCAUAGGAUACAGAGUAGCCAUAUUUAAUGAUUGUGUUGAGGCAUCAGAGGAGUUACAACAGCAAAUUGAAGAAGCCAAAGAAGACUUAAAGAAAAAGGGUUUCAAGUUUGUGGAGUCGUGACAACACAGAUAUAUUGUACUGGGAGGGGGUUAAUCUCAGUUGUCUUCUCCACGAAUCAGACAGACUGCAUCUCUUGAACGUUAAGGUCACAACAACAUUAUUCCUUAUUCAUGGUAGAUAGUUUACUUGUAUGUUUUUGUUGUUGGGUAUAAAUGUUUUCAUUUACCAUGAAGUUAGGAAAUAGUGUGUAUUGUAGGAUGAGGAGAUCAGUUAUAAAUCGGGUGGGAAAUAAUUAGCUCACCUGGCUCUUUGGCCGAGGUGAGCUUAUGCUGUGGUGCAGCAUCAGUCCAUCAUCCGUCUGGUGUCAACUUUUACAAAAAGGUCUAGAAUCAUGAUAUUUGGCUCGUAUGUUCUGGAGUCCCAUAAAGUUUGCCAAAAAGAAAUGACCAUGACCUAUAUUCAAGGUCACUGAUUUGUUAAAACAUUCAAACAACUUCAUCUCACAAAUCACAAAUCAAAGGGACUAGAAUCAUGAUAUUUUCUGAUAGGUUCUUGGGAUGAAGCCCCCAAAAAGUUUUUAAUAGGAGAUGAUCUUGUCUCAUAUUCAAGGCCACAAAGGUCAAAUGUAUCAAAACGUUCAAAGGACUUCUUCUGAUUAACUGAAAGGCCUAGAAUAAGUUCUUUUGAAUAACUGAAAGGCAGAGAAUCAUUUAGGAAGUUAAUAACAGGUGAGUAAUGCAGGUCUGUUGGGCCUCUUGCUUUUGCGUUGCUGGGAGAGGAGGAUGGAAGCUACAUAAGAUGUAUAAAGAUGAAAUAUUACUUCAGUACGGACUUAAUUGAAUGAGGGUUUAUAAGAUUUCUUGUAUGUGAACAAUAUAUAAACAAGAUUUUUUUUUAUAGAAUUUUACUUUUAUUGUAUUCAGUACAAAAUGUAAGGCAAAUCUUACAUACAUGAAAAACUGUUUCUAAACAAUUGUUGUUCAUGCUAAAAAUAAUGUGGAAACAGAUUUAUAAUUAGAUUGCAAAUUGUUUUUAUUUUAUUAUGCAGGAUGAUUUAAAUAGAUUAAGGAAUUAUUCAGCAAGUUUUGUGAAAAAAAGUGAUUAUGUUUAUAUUCUUAUAAAAGUCUUGCAAUGAAUGUGGUGAUGGAGAUUGUAGGAUAUGUAUGACUGCAGUCAAGAUUAAAUAAGGUGACCUGUGUCUGUGAUCUGUGUCUGGAAUGAAUGCUAUUUGACCAAAGUUUGAGUAAUUGUAGCAUAAUCAUUAAGAAUAGACUUGCCCGUUGUGUAUAAAAAAGUACCAGUGCAAUCUGACUGAGUAACUGUAGUCCAGGAAUCUCAGUCAUAAUGUAAUGUUAGCAUUGUUUAUGUAAUGAUUUCGGGUAUUGUAAACAAGACAAACUGGACUCCUGGAGUUCAAUCUGAUAAUAUUUUCUCUAGUAGACGCCUUGUACAUAAACUUUUGAUGCAAUAGUAGAGUUUGUCUUCACGCCAUCCUUAAUCUUCUGAAGUAUUGAAAUUAAAAAGGACCUCAUUUAGUUUUAGGACACUGUGGGUUACCGAUGAUGGUUUUAGGAAUACUAUUCAAACCAUUUAGAAGGACCCCAUUUAAUCUGAAAAGGACCUCAUAAUUAUCAGGUUACCUGAGACAAAUACAUGUAGUCUCAAGUACCCUAUUCUAAUCGCCUUUUGUCUGUCGUUGUGUCGUCUGUCCGUAAAGAUUUACUUUUUCGAAUUCUUCUCAGAACCCUGCAUCAGUUUCAGUGACAUUUUGCAGAAGCAUUCCAUGGCAAAAGGUCAACCAAAAUUGUGAAUUAUAUGGUCCCUGACCUUUAGGGGCCUAAUGGGCAGGGCCAUAAGUGGUCAAAUUGACUGAAAUUUCUAAACUCAGGUGAUCGUUAAGGCCCUUGGGUCUCUUGUUAGGAAUGCCAUUCAAACUAUACAGAAGAACCUCACAUAAUCUGAAAAGGACCUCAUUCAUAAAAUACCCAGUGGAAAUAAUCAUUUUCAUCAUAAACAUAAAUUAUUCAUGUGAAAUUGUGCAUUAUAAUAAAUGAGUUAAUUUUACCAUUGUACAUCAACCAUCAUCUCUUUUCUGUAUUCUUCAUUAUUAUUAUAUAGGUAUACAUGUAUUUACAAAUUACGUUGUAAAUGAUAAUCUGUAAAAUUUCAAUAAAUUAUUUGAUAAAUAAAAUAUGGAACUACA